Messenger RNA from Owenia fusiformis, 2734 nucleotides. NCBI's taxonomy places the organism in Eukaryota, Metazoa, Annelida, Polychaeta, Sabellida, Oweniidae. The record is from the annotation of a GenBank genome assembly.
CUGCACAGUUGUUUGGCUAAAGGUGGCUGUUGCUGGUCCUUGGUGUGGAACAUCCAUGGUUGGUUGCUUUGGGGAAUUCCUGCAAAAGAAUUUGGAACAACACUCACAGAAAAGAGCAAAAGAAAGAGCAACUUCUCAAUGCAGCAAUGAUUAGACAAGAUUCGCCAAUCUAGAUGAAUACAUCCAUCUCCACAACCGUUAACAUUUGUGGAAAACCCAUCGAGCAGAGGCUUUUUCGUGAUCUUACAAACUUUCAUUGAUUGGUCACGAAUAUUACAAUGAACUGUCGAGUAUUGAUGAGUCAUAUAUGAAGCUUUAUUAUAGUAGGAGCCACCCUCAUAAGGUGGCGAAACUAGUUCUAUGGUUCAGACGAUUUGGAAGUCGGAAAAUGCUCAGAGUUGUCCGACUUUUGGCUGUAAAAGGAACCAAAAUGGUGACGGCACUGAUUGUUGUGAUGUUAAUGCUUGUAUCACAUCUCUUGCUUUUGACGAUGUAUACUAAUCUCUACUACAGGCAAAUCGGCCAGAAAACAAUGGACGAUUAUAUUGCUCAGAACAAAAUCCAUGUCCAAAAUCCACGUUUUCUAAUGUACAAUACACAAAGUAAAUCGGGCUCAGACGCUGAUACUAUAAACACUAAUGGAGAAGUUGACUCUGAGAAGUAUGUGAAAUAUUCACAUCGAUGGCGACGAAAAAGCGAAAUUGAGAAUGAACAAAGCAAGAAUGACCAACCUAUAAAUAUAAAUACUCAACAAGGGACUUCUACAAACUCAGACGGGGUGGCUCAUGGCCAACCAGGAAGAAGUUUCAAUAGAUCUCUAAUUGUUUACCUAGAAAAUGAACAGAAGCCCAAAAUCCCUCAAUACAACAAAAACAAAUUGCUUGAUCUCAAACACAAUAGCAACAAUAAAACAAAACAAGUUCAGCCAAUUAAAAAUACUAAAGAAAAGCCACAGACAGGUGUUAAGAUUAAUAAAACUAAGAGCCACCCCAAUGCAAAUAAUAAUAAAGCAUCUAUAAAGAAGGACCAAAAAGUGAAAAAACUAGAACAGGACAGUGCUAAAAACAAACAAUUCCCAAACCCAGUUGCCCUAAAUGCAAAGCCUAAACCAAAGCCAACUGGGAAAACCAAAACCAACAAGACAGUUAUAGCAAAACCAAAACCAACCAAAGGAGCUAAGAAGAAAGGUGUCCAAAGCACAACCCCUAGUGGCCAUUCCAAAAACGGGAGUACAACAGCCAAGCCAUCUAUUGGCAAAAAUGCAGUAUUAAAAUUUGAAGAAAUUAACGUUAUCCACAAAAGUGAUAUUGAAUGGGAACCGACUGAUGACUGGAAAGAGGAGCAUUUAUUGAAAGUUCCAGUGAAAAAAAAUAAAAAAGAUAAAUAAACCAUCCAGUGAAUCCUGCCUUAACCUCUCUAGGGACCCAAUGAAAUUGGAACAUAGUUUAGCUGUAUCCUGUAUAAUUUCAUACAACAAUGUUUUCCAAAUUAGUAAAUACAUGUACUGUAUAUUGUACAGUCUUGCCACAAUAUACUGUAUGUGUCCAUUGACUGUCUAUCAUCGUAAAGUACUUAAGGUAAUCUAUAUAUGUCCUGAAAUUUUAAUGGGCUUCUCAUUGGAGUUCCAUGUUAUUUCCAGGUACAUAUAACUCACUCCAUACAUGCUGAUCUGCUGAUUCAGACCAUGUUAGGAUUGCGUUAUGUGCAUCUGAAAAUAACAUGGGACUCAAAUUGGGAAACCAGUAAAAUGUUUGACAUACAGAUCUACCUUUAAAUAUAUAAGCUUCCUAAUUUGUCUGACCGAUGUGAUCAGAAUUUGGGAAAACAAGCGACAAAAUGAUAAGUUAUUAUUCAAAUGUUUGUACUGUUUUUGAAAACCUAAUGUAAAGUGUCACAUGUUCAAUAGUUGCUAAUACCAUUUACAGGCAUUAUUAUUACAGAAGGCAAGCUUUUACGAAAUGGUACAGUCAUGAUUUUAAGGUUCACUUGUUUGUAAUCAAAGUAUUCUACCCUCUUUCAUGAAUGAACAGGGUGACCCAGAAAAUUUGACCCUCUUAUUUGAAAUAAUUAUGUUAUAGUGGAAGUUAUGGUGGAAUCUACUUUAAAGAAUUUUCUGAGAUAGUGAUGCUAUAUAAUGAUUCACCACAGUUUCACGCAUGAUCAUUAUCUAUGCAAGAAAUAUCACCAUAAUUAAAAAAGAUAUUUGCCAUUAGAAAUUUUCAUGUUUUGGGUCACCCUGUAAAUCAUUCAAGUGUGGCUGUUAUUUGUUUGUACCAUUUUAAGAAGAUGUUGCUAUGAAAAUCCACACCUUCAAAUACAUUGUGCAAUAUAAUAUGAGAAAUUCAGUAGUCUCAAAAUAUUACCAUAGUGAUACCAAAAAACACUUGAAGAUCACAAAUUGUGAUGUAAUGAUAUCUGUGGCAUCCAUAGUGGCACAAAUUAAGAAAUGGGAAAAUUAAAUAUGGGAAACAGGAUCGAAAUAAGGCAAUGUUAAAUUCUUCCUCUAUUUUGAAACUUACAUAAGUUUAAAAAUCAAAUUAUGGAUUUCAGAAACUUUAAAUAAUGAUGACCAUUUUGAGAUUAUAUAUGUUUAAUUGUUUGUGUUGUUUAUAGCAAAAUGUGUUUGAAAAUUCUGAGAUUUAGAAGAAGAUUUGUUGUAGUUACAACUUGAAUCAUUGAAUCAACUUGAUACACAUCAUAUCAGUCAUAUUGAAAAUAGUGCAAUUGAUAUUGC